AUGGCGGACACCGACCUGUUUAUGGAAUGUGAGGAGGAGGAGCUGGAGCCAUGGCAGAAAAUCAGUGAUGUCAUUGAGGAUUCUGUAGUUGAAGAUUAUAAUUCAGUGGAUAAAACUACUACAGUUUCUGUGAGCCAGCAGCCAGUCUCAGCUCCAGUGCCCAUCGCUGCCCAUGCUUCUGCUGCUGGGCACCUCCCUACAUCCACCACCGUUAGUAGCAGCGGGGCACAGAACAGCGACAGUACAAAGAAGACUCUGGUCACACUAAUUGCCAACAACAAUGCUGGCAAUUCUUUGGUCCAACAAGGUGGACAGCCGCUCAUCCUAACCCAGAAUCCAGCCCCAGGUCUGGGCACAAUGGUUAGUCAACCAGUAUUGAGGCCUGUCCAGGUCAUGCAGAAUGCCAAUCAUGUGACUAGUUCUCCUGUGGCCUCACAACCAAUUUUCAUCACUACUCAGGGAUUUCCUGUAAGAAAUGUUCGGCCUGUACAAAAUGCAAUGAAUCAGGUUGGGAUUGUGCUGAACGUACAGCAAGGCCAAACGGUUAGACCAAUUACACUAGUCCCAGCCCCAGGUACCCAGUUUGUUAAGCCGACAGUUGGAGUCCCACAAGUGUUCUCUCAGAUGACCCCAGUGAGGCCAGGAUCCACAAUGCCUGUGCGGCCCACCACCAACACCUUCACCACCGUCAUCCCAGCCACUCUCACCAUUCGAAGCACCGUCCCACAGUCCCAGUCCCAGCAGACCAAGUCCACUCCCAGCACUUCCACCACUCCCACCGCCACACAGCCAACCUCACUGGGACAACUAGCUGUUCAGCCGCCAGGCCAAGCCAACCAGACCUCGAAUCCCAAGCUAGCUCCCUCCUUCCCCUCUCCACCUGCAGUGAGCAUUACCAGCUUUGUCACUGUGAAGCGACCUGGGGUUACAGGUGAAAAUAGCAAUGACGUGGCCAAACUGGUGAAUACCCUUAACACCAUCCCUUCCCUGGGCCAGAGUCCCGGGCCAGUGGUGGUGUCCAACAACAACUCUUCCCAUGGCUCUCAGAGAACCAGCGGACCUGAGUCUUCAAUGAAAGUGACCUCUUCCAUCCCCGCGUUUGAUCUCCAAGAUGGUGGCCGGAAAAUGUGUCCACGGUGUAACGCUCAAUUCCGUGUGACUGAAGCUUUGAGAGGUCACAUGUGUUACUGCUGCCCAGAAAUGGUUGACUUCCAGAAGAAAGGGAAGUCUCCGGAUUCAGAACCCAAUGUCCCAUCAGCAGCAAAGCCCUCAUCCCCUGAGAAAACAGUUCCUGUUGCUUCCACACCCUCUUCAACACCAAUUCCUGCUCUGUCACCGCCUACCAAAGUACCAGAGCCAAAUGAGAACGUGGGUGAUGCUGUCCAGACCAAGCUCAUUAUGCUAGUGGAUGACUUCUACUAUGGACGGGACGGUGGCAAAGUAGCCCAACUCACAAACUUCCCUAAGGUCGCUACAUCCUUCCGAUGUCCACAUUGUACCAAAAGGCUAAAAAACAACAUUCGAUUCAUGAACCAUAUGAAACACCAUGUAGAACUUGAUCAGCAGAAUGGUGAAGUGGAUGGUCAUACUAUCUGCCAACACUGUUAUCGCCAGUUUUCCACUCCCUUCCAGCUCCAGUGCCACUUGGAAAAUGUUCAUAGUCCUUAUGAAUCAACUACCAAGUGCAAGAUCUGUGAGUGGGCAUUUGAGAGUGAGCCACUAUUUCUGCAGCAUAUGAAGGAUACGCAUAAGCCUGGAGAGAUGCCUUAUGUUUGCCAGGUGUGUCAGUAUCGCUCCUCACUCUACUCUGAGGUAGAUGUCCAUUUUCGGAUGAUUCAUGAGGAUACUCGGCAUCUGCUGUGCCCGUACUGCCUGAAGGUCUUCAAAAACGGCAACGCAUUCCAACAGCAUUACAUGAGGCACCAGAAGAGGAACGUUUAUCACUGCAACAAAUGCCGGCUGCAGUUUCUCUUUGCCAAGGACAAAAUUGAACACAAGCUUCAGCACCAUAAAACCUUCCGUAAACCCAAGCAGCUGGAAGGUUUGAAACCAGGCACCAAGGUGACAAUCCGGGCUUCCCGAGGGCAGCCACGAACUCUUCCUGUCUCCAGUGACGCACCUCCCAGCACCUUGCAGGAGGCAGGACCACUGACCUCAUCCACGGACCCUCUGCCAGUCUUCCUUUAUCCCCCCGUCCAGCGCAACAUCCAGAAGAGAGCUGUUAGGAAAAUGAGUGUCAUGGGCCGGCAGACAUGUCUGGAGUGCAGCUUUGAGAUCCCAGAUUUCCCAAACCAUUUUCCUACAUAUGUUCACUGCUCUCUGUGUCGCUAUAGCACCUGCUGUUCUCGAGCUUAUGCCAAUCACAUGAUCAACAAUCAUGUUCCACGGAAGAGCUCCAAGUAUUUGGCUUUAUUUAAAAAUUCUGUGAGCGGAAUCAGGCUGUACUGCACUUCUUGUACCUUUGUUACCUUUGUGGGAGAUGCCAUGGCCAAGCAUUUGGUAUUCAAUCCCUCUCACAGAUCCAGCAGCAUUCUGCCACGAGCACUCUCUUGGAUGUCUCACUCAAGGCACAGCCAGACUCGUGACCGGGUGAAUGACCGGAACGUGAAGAAUAUGUACCCUCCUCCUUCCUUACCCUCUAAUAAAGCUUCCACUGUGAAAUCUGCCGAGCCCACCCCAGCUGAGCCUGAAGAGCUAUCAACACCCAUGGCCCAGGCACUCCCAUCACCAGCUUCAACUGCAACCCCACCACCAACCCCCACACACCCCCAGCCAUUAGCCCUCCCACCCUUGGCUACAGAGGAGGCUGAAUGUCUGAAUGUUGAUGACCAGGAUGAAGGGAGCCCAGUCACCCAGGAACCUGAGCCAGCCUCAGGGGGUGGGAGUAGCAGUGGGAUUGGCAAGAAGGAACAGCUGUCUGUGAAGAAGCUUCGAGUAGUACUGUUUGCCCUAUGCUGUAAUACUGAACAGGCAGCCGAACACUUCCGGAACCCGCAGCGACGCAUCCGCCGUUGGCUUCGGCGCUUCCAGGCAUCCCAGUGGGAGAAUCUGGAAGGCAAAUAUCUGAGCUUUGAGGCAGAAGAGAAACUGGCUGAGUGGGUGCUGACCCAGCGAGAGCAACAGCUUCCGGUCAAUGAGGAGACCUUGUUCCAGAAGGCCACCAAAAUAGGGCGUUCUUUGGAGGGGGGGUUUAAGAUCUCUUACGAGUGGGCUGUGCGUUUCAUGCUACGGCACCACUUGACUCCCCAUGCCCGGCGUGCCGUGGCCCACACCCUGCCUAAGGAAGUAGCAGAGAAUGCAGGACUCUUCAUUGAAUUUGUACAACGGCAAAUUCACAACCAGGACUUACCCUUGUCUAUGAUUGUGGCCAUUGAUGAGAUCUCCUUGUUUCUGGAUACAGAGGUAUUGAGCAGUGAUGACCGAAAGGAGAACGCCCUGCAGACAGUGGGCACAGGGGAACCUUGGUGUGAUGUGGUGCUGGCCAUUCUGGCCGAUGGCACUGUCCUCCCCACCCUGGUUUUCUACCGAGGACAAAUGGACCGGCCCGCUAAUGUGCCAGACUCUAUAUUGCUAGAGGCAAAGGAAAGUGGCUACAGUGAUGAUGAGAUCAUGGAGCUGUGGUCAACCCGAGUGUGGCAGAAGCACACCGCUUGCCAGCGCAGCAAAGGCAUGCUCGUGAUGGACUGUCAUCGCACUCACCUGUCCGAGGAGGUGCUGGCCAUGCUCAGUGCCUCUAGCACUUUGCCUGCAGUGGUCCCGGCAGGCUGUAGCUCCAAAAUCCAGCCAUUAGACGUAUGCAUCAAACGAACAGUCAAGAACUUCCUGCACAAAAAGUGGAAGGAGCAGGCUCGGGAAAUGGCAGAUACUGCGUGUGAUUCUGAUGUCCUGCUGCAACUGGUGGUGGUCUGGCUGGCCGAGGUACUGGCUGUCAUUGGGGACUGUCCAGAGCUGGUUCAGCGAUCCUUCCUUGUGGCUAGUGUUCUGCCUGGCCCUGACGGCAACAUUAACUCACCUACAAGAAAUGCUGACAUGCAGGAGGAGCUAAUUGCCUCCCUAGAGGAGCAACUGAAGCUGAGCGGGGAGCAGUCUGAGGAGCACUCGGCUUCCACCCCCCGACCCAGGUCAUCUCCCGAAGAGACAGCUGAGCCUGAAAGCCUUCACCAGCUCUUUGAGGGUGAAAGCGAGACCGAGUCCUUCUAUGGCUUUGAAGAAGCUGACCUAGAUCUGAUGGAGAUUUGAGUGUUGGGGUCUUGAGGGCGUAUGAAGUGGGGGUGGGAAAGUGUGAGGGAGGGUAGAGGGGCUUAGGGGAAAGGGGGUAUACCAGGUGGGGUAUUUGGUUUAUAUUUUUUAAUUUUAUGCCACCACUGCCCCCUGAUGUUGACUUAUACUUCCCUGUGGAUUUGUGGAUUAUUAGGAAAACCAAUAGUAAUCACAUCUGAGCCGAAGAGCUGGCCCAUUGGUCAUUCAUUUAUGAUGAUAACAGGUUUUUGUGAAUUUUUGAAAAAAUUUAAAUCACUGUGUUUGGUAUUUUUCUGACAAAACAAGAAAAGAAAAAAAAAUCCUUUGUGGACGAAUGUUAAUUUUUUUUGUUUCCCCUUUUACCUCAAUUGUAUUAUAGUACAUCUGGUUUGUUUUACUGUGUGGCCAAUGUCUGGGCAUGAUGCUAUCCAACCAUUGUCAAUGUGAGAACAUUUCUGAAGAUGGGAAAGAAAAAUUGUAGCUCACAAACUGGUUUAUUAUAUAUAUGGAUAAACUUU
Myotis lucifugus (little brown bat) is the source of this 4757-nucleotide messenger RNA. It is a transcript of the gene POGZ, whose product is annotated as pogo transposable element derived with ZNF domain. Gene Ontology annotation, molecular function: DNA-binding transcription factor activity, RNA polymerase II-specific; RNA polymerase II cis-regulatory region sequence-specific DNA binding. The coding region runs from base 1 to 4239 and encodes 1412 amino acids. Gene Ontology annotation, biological process: regulation of DNA-templated transcription. The record is from RefSeq and is a predicted model, not a curated record. Lineage: Eukaryota; Metazoa; Chordata; Mammalia; Chiroptera; Vespertilionidae. The transcript has 18 exons.